AUGCUUGUGCCUACUCCCCCUUCUUCCUCCUCCUUCCUCUCCGAAUGUGCUUUAUGUCCUUACUCCCUUGUCUUAUAUCCAAGUGGUAGUGUUCACAUGCGGGCCUCCACCCCCCCCUCCUACACCAGGGCGAAGGUGGACGAGCAGCUGCAGCAGCUGCAUGGCAUACUGAAGAGCAUCACGUGCGUUUGCAACAAGGCGAGCAAUGCCCUUCCACCAAAAUGGUUUGAAGAAGGAUCUGAGGACCUACGGGGAGGAGGCGGAGGAGGGGGAGAAGCAGUCAUUGCCGCUGCAGCGGCGGCUGCAGCUGCGGCAGUUGCGGGAAGUAUUGGAAACAAGUUCCGGUUAGUGUUAGUAGAGGAUGUUGUAACGAGGAUGCAGGAGCAGCAGAAGCAAGUGGAAGACCUGAAAGGAAUAGAAGAUAGAGUUACAGUUACUCAUAGCAGCAGCCAGAGACACAAGAAGUUGCAUGAACAGCAGCAAGAGCAGCAGGAAGAGCAGAUUGCAGCAGCAGAAGUGGAUCAAUCGAAAGAGAAGCUGGGGAAUGUUAUUGUUGGCAAUGUGCAGCUAGAAGCUGAAGUGAACACGCAGAGAAGCCGGAUAGACGAGAACGAGAAGGUAAUUGUCGUUCAUGCCCACUCCGCUUUCCCUACCCAUUCCCGAAUCCAUCGACCCCUACUCUUUUCUUGA
Closterium sp. Naga37s-1 is the source of this 690-nucleotide messenger RNA. The record is from the annotation of a GenBank genome assembly. NCBI's taxonomy places the organism in Eukaryota, Viridiplantae, Streptophyta, Zygnematophyceae, Desmidiales, Closteriaceae.